AUGUGUGAACCAUACAACAGAAAGAGGGCGUUGAAGUCAAGAACUAAUCAUCAUGUUGAAGAGCCAAACAAAAGAUUCAAACUCUCUUCUUAUGAAGAAGAGGGUGAGCGUGAUCUUAUUAUCAGUUCAUUGUCUGAUAAAAAUACUGGUUCAAAAAGAAAACUUAUUAAUCGGUAUGAAAAAGGUUGCAUGCCAUUUGAUUGGAACAUUUUCCUCGUGUGUGACGUUUCCUCAGGAUUUUUCCCUGAUCGAUCUAUUUAAGCAAAUUUUGACUUUUUACGAGCAAAUUCUCAUGAGGAAAAAUUUUUAACCAAAAAUCUCCAAGAAAAUGAUGUAGCUCGAGGAAAAUGCUCUGAUUAAAUAACUUACACUGUUGAAAAAGAAUACCUGGACUUCACGAGUUCAGGUAUUUCUCAAAAGGGGUAAGUAAAAUAGCUUUUAUUAAAAGAGUUAAUUAUUUAAACGGCACUUUAUUUCAGGAUUUUUUUAUAAAUUUUCAAAGAUUUAGGUCAUUUUUCUAAAUAUUUUAUUUUUUUAAAAAGAUAUUUAUUAAAAAUUGUUUUCCAAAAGCCAUCAAAAGGCACAGCUUCUUAUCAGAAGAAUUGUACAUUCCAAAGAAAUUCCAAGCGAAAUGCGUGGGCAACCCUUAUUCAGACUUCUUUUAGAUGUAUAUGAAAAGCUAUCCCUAAAUGAAAUUGAAGUAACUGUUUGGUCAAUCUAUUUAGAUCGGUUUGUUUGGGCUGACCAAGAGUUCCCACUUCGUCUGCUACUAAUAAUUUCUGCCUAUGCAGCGAAAUCAUACCUUAGUGAUGCCCGGCACUUCUAUGAGUACAUUAAAUCUUUUAUUUAAUUAUUUAUUAUAUUUUUAUUUUUCGGCUUUUUCAAGCCAUUUUCCUUGAGCCCCGCCUAAAAAUCCUCAAAUUCCUUUUAAAAUCAUCAGCCCAUUAAAUCAAAAAUCCCAGGUUUUGAAGAAGUUUAUAGGAAAUGGGAUUUUAAAAACAAAGGCUGGCUUGAAGUGAGUGGAAAAGAGCUGAACUUAAAGUACAGGUACUUAAGCGAGUCCGUUUUAGCUUGCAACGAGUUCAGAAUUAUCGAAUACAACUAUUACGUUGAUGAAAUUUUACAAUCGUCGCCUCCCUACCGGCAAGAUCUAAAGGAUCUAAGUUCUGGGCCGGAUGAUGAAUGGGACGUUCUUAUGCCUUUUUUUAUAAAUAAAAAUAAAUAUUUAUAGCAAAUUUUUUUAAAAAAUAGGAUAUAAAGAAGCAGAAUUAUAUAUUAUUUAUACGAAAAGAAAUAAUGUUGAACUGGAAUCAUGCUCAACCAAAGCUUCAAAUUCGUUUUCUGAUAGUUUUAAAUCGACAGCUGAGUAUAAAAGCGCAUAUAGCAGCCCUAUCAAUCCAUUUUCAAAUUUUUACAAUAUAGGAUAUACUGCUAUGAUGUAUAACCCGUUUAUUUUUAGCCCUCCGGAUCCUUUUUCUUACGAAAUGAUGAGGCCAAGACAUAUCCAAGUGCCAACUCAAAUUUUCAAGCCGGUCCCUGUGAGGUAUUUUAACCCUGUUGAGACUGGUGAGAAUUUAGGCUCUAAUAAUUAG
Messenger RNA from Blepharisma stoltei, 1592 nucleotides. The record is from the annotation of a GenBank genome assembly. Lineage: Eukaryota; Ciliophora; Heterotrichea; Heterotrichida; Blepharismidae.